This is a messenger RNA of Punctularia strigosozonata HHB-11173 SS5, 3030 nucleotides long. RefSeq lists its product as uncharacterized. NCBI's taxonomy places the organism in Eukaryota, Fungi, Basidiomycota, Agaricomycetes, Corticiales, Punctulariaceae. Bases 200 to 2917 code for a protein of 905 amino acids. The transcript has 12 exons. The record is from RefSeq and is a predicted model, not a curated record.
GGAAGUUACCCACAUAGUACCCACGUAGCGAAGCCGCGCUAGCCUUUCGCCCGCGUCACCCUCCUCCCCUUGGUCUGUAAACUGAUCCACUUCAAGUCGAUGGUGGAAGGAUGGACUCGACGUCCGAAUCCUGCUCGAACUUGGGGCUGUCGUCGAGUAUAAAGUGGAUGUCUGUGGAAGGUCGGCCAACAAGAGCGUCAUGUCUCUCCCGACCUCGCAUCGUGCAUUGAAACUCAUCUCGAGGGAUCAACCCCUCUCACUCCAGACCGUGCCUACGCCGCAAGCCGGACCCGGCUCCGUCGUCGUGCGCGUCUUAGCCGCGAACGUCAUCUCCUACGCCAAAGAAGUCUACACCGGCGUCCGGCCGUACCCCUUCCCCACGCCGUUCACCCAUGGAUCGAGCUCCAUCGCCCGCGUCGUCGCCUGCGGCCCGGACGCGACGAGCUUGAAGCCGGGCCAACUCGUCCUCUUCGAGUGCACCAUCCGCGGCCGGGACGACCCCACCGCCGCUUGCCUCUCCGGACUCGCCGAGGGCUUCACCGAGGGCGGCGCGGCGCUCAUGCGCGGCGAAUGGCGGGACUCGACCUACGCGGAGUACGCCAAGUGUCCGCUCGAGAACUGCGUUCCUCUAGACGAAGGACGUUUGCUCGGGAGCCCGGGCGCCGGCGGGCUGGGCUAUGCGGUGGAGGACUUGGCGCACCUCGCGACCCUCUCCGUCCCGUUCGGAGGGCUGGACGACGUCGGAUUGAAGGCGGGCGAGACCGUCGCGAUCGCUCCCGCGACGGGCCACUUCGGCGGCGCGGCCGUGCGCGUCGCGCUCGCGAUGGGUGCGCGGGUGAUCGCGAUGGGCCGGAACGCGGACGCGCUGGCGCACUUGGAGGCGCUCGACCCGUCCCGCGUGUCCACGGUCAGGCUCACGAACGACCUCGACGCGGAUCUGGGCGCGCUCAAGGCGGCAGCGCGCGGCCCCGUCGACGUCUUCUUCGACAUCUCACCCCCGAUGGCGGCGAAGUCGACGCACGUCAGGGCGGGCAUCGCCGCGCUCCGAUAUGGCGGUCGCGUGAGCCUCAUGGGCGGCGUGUUCGGCGACGUCGCGUUCGACUACAUCUCGUUUAUGCACCGGAAUUUGACGCUCAAGGGAACGUGGAUGUAUACCCGGGAGCAGCUGCAGCAGCUGCUGAAGAUGGUCGAGACGGGGGUGUUGUCUAUCGGUCCAGGGGCUGGGAUACAAGUGGUCGGGAAGUACGGGUUGGAGGAAAGCGCGCAGGCGCUCGAUGCGGCUGCUGCCAACGCUGCAUCGGGCAAGGACCAACCCCUCUCACGUCAGUCCGUUCCUACACCGCAAGCCGGAUCAGACUCCGUCGUCGUGCGCGUCCUAGCCGCCGCGGACGGGCUGGGAUCUUCGGUGGAGGAGCUCGUGUAUAUCGCGACCCUCGCCGUUCCUUUUGGAGGACUCGACUAUGUCGGAUUGAAGGCGGGCGAAACCGUCGUCAUCGCACCUGCCACGGGUAACUAUGUAGGAGCGGCCGUGCACUUGCAAGAGACCGCGCGCGUGGCCGCAGUCAGGAUCACGAACGACCUCAAUAUCGAUCCAGCGGCGCUUAAGACCGCAGCGCGAGGGCCCGUCCACGUUUUCUUCGACAUCUCGCCCCAGAUGGCGGCGCAUUCGACGCACGUUAAGACUGGAAUCGCCGCCCUCGGUUAUGGCGGGUCGUCAUUUCUAAAGCCCUCUGGAGGCCACGACCCGGCAUCUAUGCCCUACCGCUAUGAUCAUCAACUAUCGAAUGCGGACAUGAGCUGGCUCCACCUGGCACCAUCCCAAUCACCUUCCUUGCACCAACAUGUUCGAACACCAUCCGAGGCCGCUGAUUCAGCUGGCGCGCAGGCCGUCAAUCGCAGCGCACUGGCAGCCCUUGUUUUCCUCGUCUGGGAUAUCCUGAUCACAAUGGACGAUGAAAUCAAAUUCAUGUGGUUUAAAAAUUGGAGCUACACCAAAGCACUUUACUUCUUCGUCCGUUACUUCGCUGUUAUGGUUCAAGUUUCUACUCUGCUUGUGGGAACGGAGCUCACGCCACAAUUCCACUUCACGUCGCAUGACUGCUUCAUCUGGCAAGUAUGGCAAGGAGCCGCUGCCAUAGCGCUUGAGAUGGCUGUUGAUAUCGUUCUCAUUCUACGAUUGUAUGCCAUGUACGGUCGCAACCGGACCGUCGGCAUCGUGAUUGUCGCUGCUUUUGUCGUUGAAGUCAUCGGCAUGGCUGUCAGUCUCGCGUUAGCGCUCCCUCUGAUCACGUACGACCAUAUAUGCACGGUUACGUCCGCGCCUCCUGCCCUUGCCAUAUAUGCUGGAUUUGCCAUAAUCUAUCAAGGGAUACUCUUUGGUUUCACAGCGGUCCAAUUCGUGAAGUCCGUACGCACCGGAUGGGGGAGGACUCGCGUGCUCACGAUCCUGAUACGUGACGGCACUUGGGCGUUCUUCCUCAUUUUCUUCAUUAUGUUGCUUCAGGUCAUGCUGUACGCCGUUCCUGACCAUGGCCCUUAUACGGGGAUCUUUUUCGGAUGGCUGCUUACUAGCUUCUCAUUUUGCGGCUAUCGUCUUCUUAUCAAUGUCCAGAGCUUGGCCCUUCAACACAGCCGUUCACAUCUUGGGUCGAGUAGCGCUUUCACAUCGAGAGUGACCUCGACGCAUAUGGAAUUUGCGUCGCAUGGCAGACCUCUUCCCCGCGGCGAAGAUACCUCUGUCUCAGGAGAGCAGAUUGAAGAGGGAUAUAUUGAGGAACUGGAUACCCCUGAAGAAUUCGAGCUACGGGCACCGCCCGCGAGCCUCCAGGGACAAUCUCAAGACGAGCUGAAUGUUCAGGUGGAGAGAUCUCGCAGUUGCGAAACGAGCAAGGAUCAUCAACAUCACGAGGAAGUCUAACCACAUUCCAUAGUUUUCGUCACAAGGGUAUAUAACACGUUGUAUAAUGACCACAUAUCAUUACUGUAGAUUGUAGAUAUUGAUAAACACCCAAUGUUGCUACCUGUGAGAAA